AUGUACAAUACAGUAAUAAAAUCUUCGUCAAGUCUUUCCUUGGCUUCCAACGAAUCAGCAUCAGGUGGAACAUCGAAUUCAAAUUUCUUACCAAAUAUGCGUAAUGAUUAUAGUCUUGAUAGUGUUUGUUGUACCAAACGAACUCUACAUUCAUUUUCACACAUGUGGAUUGUAGAAAAUUUUUCAUCCUAUCUUGAAGAUCCAGAACCCAUUAUUUGUUUAUCAUCAUCACCAUUCAGUCCCGUAUCAGGUGUGAGUGCUGCAACACAAUGGCGUCUUGUAUGUUAUCCAAAAGGCAAUUAUGGUGCAUCAUCAAAUUAUAUGUCAAUAUUUCUUGAAUAUAUUAAAGGUGAACGUGAUAUAAAAGCUAAAGCUGAAUAUUCACUUGUAAAUCGUAAAUGUGAAUUAACAGAAAUGCGUAAAGAUGCACAAUUUUCUGUUUAUAAAUGUGGUAAUUCACGUGGUUUUAUUAAUUAUGUUAAAUAUGAUACAUUAACAUUACUCGAGAAUGAUACACUCGAUGAUGAUAAACUUAAAAUUUAUGUUCGUAUUACAAUUAUGGAUGAUGCUAUAACUGAAGAAACAAAAUAUCAAGAAUUUGAUGAUGCUGAAAGUAUUAAUUUUACAACGCGUGGUCUCGAAGGACUUGUACGUGAUUUUAGUCAAUUAUUAAUUCAUUCACCAUCAAAAAUGAGCGAUAUUAAAAUUAAAGUUAAUACAAUUCCAUCACAUAAUUCACAUCCAAUUGAAUCUAUUGAUGAUUCAAAUUCAUCUAUUGGUACUUUUAGUGCUCAUAAAUUAAUUCUUGCUGCUCGUUCACCUGUAUUUGCAGCUAUGUUUUCAAAUUGUACAUUAGAAAAUACAACAAAUACUAUUGAAAUAAAUGAUUUACGUCCUGAAACAAUUCAAUCAAUGCUUGAAUAUAUUUAUACUGGUAAAGUUAAUGAUAUUAAAAAAUCGACAGUUGAAUUAUAUCGUUGUGCCGAUAAAUAUCAAUUAGAAGACUUACGUUUACAAGCUGAAAUGGCUUUAAUGAGUUCGAUAUCAAUAGAUACAAGUGCAGAAAUAUUAUUACUUGCUGAUCAACAUCAUUCAAAAGAUCUUAAAUCUCGUGUUAUACAAUUUAUUGUCGGUGGAAAUCUUAAGGCUAUAACACAAACUGAAGGUUGGCAUAAAUAUGUUGCAUGCAUUCCAGAUUUAGUUACGGAAGUUAUACAAGCAACAACUCUUGAAUAA
Adineta steineri is the source of this 1236-nucleotide messenger RNA. NCBI's taxonomy places the organism in Eukaryota, Metazoa, Rotifera, Eurotatoria, Adinetida, Adinetidae. The record is from the annotation of a GenBank genome assembly.